Vespa mandarinia (Asian giant hornet) is the source of this 1117-nucleotide messenger RNA. RefSeq lists its product as uncharacterized. Gene Ontology annotation, biological process: purine nucleoside metabolic process; DNA damage response; peptidyl-glutamate ADP-deribosylation. Gene Ontology annotation, molecular function: ADP-ribosylglutamate-[protein] hydrolase activity. NCBI's taxonomy places the organism in Eukaryota, Metazoa, Arthropoda, Insecta, Hymenoptera, Vespidae. Gene Ontology annotation, cellular component: nucleoplasm. The record is from RefSeq and is a predicted model, not a curated record.
AAGGAAUAAUUAAAAAACAGUACAAGUUCGCAGUUUUUACCGGUUAGAUUUUUUUCCGGAAUCCUGAUAUAUUUGCGUCGUUAAUAAGAUUCGUUUAAUCGUAAGAAUAGAACGUAAGAACGUCCUUAUAUUUGAAUUAUUCUUAUUAAUGUAAUGUUUAUGACUGUCAAAGGUUAUUAACGUUUACUCCUGUGCGAAAGGAUCAUAUACAUCGAUGCUGAAAGUAAGAGAUACAAUGAUACGACAGCUUAUACACAAACUUUAUAUACAACGCUAAUUCGAUCAGUCGUUCGUUAUUUAACAUCGAAGAAAAUUAUGGCGUCGAGCAAUCUUGAAAUAAAAUUAUCUUUCGAAGACGAGAAACAGAAGUUCUUGAACAUGCCGAUAGAAGAAAAGAGAAACUUUUAUAAAUCAAAUGUAAACACCGUGGAUGGAAUAACAACAUGGGCUGAAUAUUGGACCAAAAAGAAAUAUGAUAGCAACGUUAAAGCUUCGAAGGAAGUUGAAAAGGGUGAUGCCGAGGAAUUGGCCAGCAAGAUUUCCAUUUGGCAGGGAGAUAUUACCACUCUCGAGAUAGAUGCGAUUGUCAAUGCUGCUAACUCGCGUCUUGUGCCUGGCGGAGGAGUCGACGGUGCUAUACACAGAAGAGCAGGAUCCUUUUUGAAAAUAGAAUGCGCAACGUUAGGAGGAUGUCCUGUUGGCGAGGCUAAAAUCACUGGAGGAUAUAUGUUGCCAGCUAAAUACGUUAUUCAAACUGUCGGUCCACAAGGAGAGAAGCCGGACAAAUUGAGGGAAUGCUAUAAAAAUAGUCUUCUUCUGGCAAAAGAGAAUAAUUUAAGAACCAUUGCGUUCCCAUGCAUAUCUACUGGAAUUUAUGAUUAUCCGCAAAGACCAGCAGCCGAAGUGGCCAUAUCUACGGUCAAACAAUUUCUUCUUGAUAAUAAAAACUCCAUGGAUCGAGUAAUCUUUUGCCUCUUCUUAGACAGCGAUAAAGAAAUAUACGAGGAUCUGUUACCAAAAUAUUUCGGUCCUAAUUGAAUACGUCCUAGCGAUAUAAUUUACAUUUAGAAAUGAUAAAAGUAGCUAGCGUGAUCGAAUAAAAUUGUAUUUAAAUAUC